This is a messenger RNA of Mollisia scopiformis, 699 nucleotides long. RefSeq names its product putative 60S ribosomal protein L31. The record is from RefSeq and is a predicted model, not a curated record. Lineage: Eukaryota; Fungi; Ascomycota; Leotiomycetes; Helotiales; Mollisiaceae. The transcript has 3 exons. Gene Ontology annotation, cellular component: ribosome; cytosolic large ribosomal subunit. Gene Ontology annotation, molecular function: structural constituent of ribosome. The annotation marks the transcript as partial. Gene Ontology annotation, biological process: cytoplasmic translation.
AAAUGUCGUCAAAGACCAAGAAGCCCGCGGCUAAGGCCCAACGAUCCGCCAUCGCUGAUGUCGUUGCGCGAGAGUAUACUAUCCAUCUCCACAAGAGACUCCACGGAGUUACCUUCAAGAAGCGGGCACCAAGAGCGAUCAAGGAGAUCAAGUCUUUCGCGACCAAGUCAAUGGGCACAACCGAUGUUCGUCUCGAUCCCCAAUUGAACAAGAAGGUCUGGGAGGCUGGUGUCAAGGGUGUUCCGUACAGACUGCGCGUCCGAAUCUCAAGAAAGCGAAAUGACGAAGAGGGUGCAAAGGAGAAGCUCUACAGCUAUGUCCAGGCCGUUAACGUUAAGGAUGCCAAGGGACUGCAAACUGCUCUUGUUGAGGAAUAGGUGCUCUUUUUCAUGGCAUGGUUUGGGAGGAGUUGCUGCAUUCUGCUGGUUAGCUCAUGAAUGAAAAGAUUCACCUGCAUACGAAAGCAAACAAAUCUCUCCUGGACUGUCUGAAAUGUGGAUGUGAUGGAUAUGUUGAUGAAGUAGGAAGCCUGGACUGAGGCCAUGUUGUGUUGAUACUGGGAGGUGUGAAAGAACCGAGCUAGUGAAAUCCUUGGGACGACCAGGACGUUGACUGCUUACAGCAGACAGUUUCUAUGACGGGAAAACAAGAACCCUUAUAAGCCCUGAGAAGUCCAGAUGCUGAGAUUGAACGAAGAAC